AUGGCUGAAGAACUAGCUAUCAGUACUGCUGCGGGACUUGCAUCAAAUGCUAUAGAGUCGGGAUAUGAUUUGCUUAAACAGCAGUUGUCGUAUGUGUUCAAGUACCAGAGCUAUAUCAACGACCUCAAAAAACAAGUUGAGGAUCUCAGAAAUAAAAGAGAAACAGUAGAAAAACCUGUAGAGUCGGCUGAAAGACAGGGGGAAGAGAUUUAUAAAGCUGUUAAGAAAUGGCUGAGUGAUGUAGAUGAGUUCACUGAAAGGGUAGAAAAGGCUAUCAUUGAGGAUGAGGAUGAAGCAAACAAGGGCGGCUGUAUCAAAUUGUGGUCAUGUCCUAAUUUGAUUCAACGUUACAAGCUUGGAAAGGAAGCAAUGAAAGCCACAAUGGAUGGUGCCGAUUUGCUGGGGAAAGGCAAUUUUAGUAGUGUUUCCUACCGUCCUGCUGUACAGAGGACAGAAUCCAUGUAUGUUAGAGGCUACGAGACCUUUGAUUCUAGAGAGCAAGCCUUUCAGGAAAUUAUGGAGGCAUUGCAGGAUGUUAAUGUUAACAUGACUGGCGUGUAUGGGAUGGGAGGCGUCGGCAAAACCACACUGGUAAAAAAAGUAGCUUGGGAAGUGAAGAAAAACAAGUUAUUUGAUGAAGUGGUCAUUGCUGAGGCAACACAAACCCCAGACUACAGAAGAAUUCAAGAAAAAGUUGCUUCUGAGUUAGGCCUGCAAUUUAGGCAGGAGGGUGAAUAUGAGAGAACUGGUCUACUACGUAACAGGAUAAAGAAGCAGAAGAAUUUACUACUAAUUUUGGAUAAUAUUUGGACAAAACUUGACUUGGAUGCAAUUGGAAUUCCUUUCGGUGGUGUUGAAAGAGACAGAGAUGGGAAGAUCAGGCCAUGCACAAUAUUGUUAACUUCUAGAAAUCGGGAUUUAUUAAGCAAAGAUAUGAAGACUCAGAAGGACAUAUUCAUUGGUCCUCUAUCUUAUGAAGAAGCAUGGAAUUUGUUUCGCAAGAUUGUGGGUGAUGUUGUGGAGAGCUCUGAUUUUCAUCCUGUGGCAGUUGAGAUUGUUAGGAAAUGUGCAGGUUUACCGGUUGCAAUUUUGACAAUUGCAAAUGGAUUGAAAAAUGAGAGUCUUCAUGCCUGGGAAGAUGCCUUGGCUCAACUAAAAAGGUCUAAUCCAACACAUAUUCUAGAUAUGGAUGAAACUUUGUAUUCUACGAUAGAGUUGAGUUACAAAUUUCUGAAAAAUGAGGAAGCUAAAUCACUAUUUCUUCUUUGUGCUCUCUACAAUCCUGGUGAUAGCGUGUUUAUUGAUGACCUAUUAAAAUAUAGUAUGGGUUGGAAUUUGUUCGGCGAUGUUUAUACAUUGGAAGAAGGAAGGAAUAGAUUGCACAGGUUGAUAGAUCAUCUCAAAGCUUCUUGUUUGUUGUUGGAUGGUUACACUUACAAUACGGUUAAAAUGCAUGACAUUAUUCAUGCUGUUGCAGUAUCUAUUGCAUCAGCAGAGAAGUUGAUGUUUAAUAUUCAAAAUGACACUGGCUUGAAAGAAGUGCUGGGGGAGAAAAUAUCAAAAGAUUCAACUGCUAUGUCUUUGCCCUGCAGAAAUAUUAAUGAUGAUCUUCCUGAACGGUUAGAAUAUCCAAAACUGAAAUUGUUCUUCCUAAUUGGUAUAAAUCGCUCUCCACAAAUUCCAGAUGCUUUUUUUGAAAAGACGAAAGAACUCAAAGUUUUAAGACUCAGUGGAUUGCGAUUCUUGCCAUUACCUUCAUCCAUUUCUUUCCUAAAAAGCCUUCAAACAUUGUUUCUGAAAUCCUGCAUAUUAGGGGAUAUAAGGAUACUUGGGGAGCUGAGUAAAUUAGAAAUUCUUAGCUUGGUUGGGUCUAAUAUUAAAGAGUUGCCUGUAGAAAUUGGACAAUUGACUCAGUUGAAGUUGUUAGAUUUGAGCAAUUGUUUCAAUCUUAAAUACAUUGCCACAAAUGUCAUCUUCUUCUUGACUCAAUUACAAGAAUUAUAUAUGGGCGAUAGCAUUGUUCAAUGGGAAUUUGAAGGAGUCAACAAUCAAGGACGAAGAAAUGCUAGUCUUAAAGAGUUGAAACAGUUGUCUAACCUAACAGCUUUAUAUCUUCAUAUUCAAGAUGCUCGAGUUAUGCCACAAGACUUGUUUUUCAAGAAACUGAAAAGUUAUAAAAUAUUUGUAGGAAACAUAAGGAAGUGGUCUAUCAAUUCUGACAUUUCAAUUUCAAGAAUGUUCAAACUCAACAUCAAUGAUAGUAUCCAUUUGGGGCAUGGGGUUAAAAGUUUGUUGAAGACGACUGAAGAUCUCUCUCUAGAGGGCAUCAAUGGUGCUAGAAAUGUUAUUUAUGAACUCAGUGUGGAUGGUUUUCCACAUUUAAAGCAUUUGCAUGUAAAAAAUGAUCUCGAGCUUUCAUAUAUCAUUAACUCAGUUGCUGGGAAAAUAGUAUUUCCCAACUUGGAGUCCUUGAUUCUUAGUAAAUUGAUUAAACUAGAGAAUAUAUGUCAUGGUCAACUCAAUGCAGGGUCAUUCGGAAAAUUAAGGAUUAUAAAAAUAGAAAAUUGUGAUAGGUUGGAGUAUCUCUUUGCAUCUUUUAUUGCAAAAAACCUUGUGCAGCUACAAGAAAUUGAAGUGACUGAUUGUAUGAACCUACAAGAGAUUUUUGGUGAAGAAAAUAAUGACCAUGGUGAUGAAAUUGAAACAAAUGAUGAGACUAAGUUCAAUCAAUUGUGUUCUCUGACACUACAACGCCUACCCAAAUUCAUAAAGAUCGGCUCUGACAUGAGGGUAUGCUUUGAAUUUUCAUCUCUCAUUUUCUUUGUAUGUAAAAAGAAGUAUUCUUAUUAG
This is a messenger RNA of Mangifera indica (mango), 2850 nucleotides long. Its product is annotated as probable disease resistance protein At4g27220. The coding region runs from base 1 to 2850 and encodes 949 amino acids. NCBI's taxonomy places the organism in Eukaryota, Viridiplantae, Streptophyta, Magnoliopsida, Sapindales, Anacardiaceae. The record is from RefSeq and is a predicted model, not a curated record. Gene Ontology annotation, molecular function: ADP binding; ATP hydrolysis activity. The transcript has a single exon.